Messenger RNA from Carassius carassius (crucian carp), 2591 nucleotides. RefSeq names its product coiled-coil domain containing 9 (gene ccdc9). The coding region runs from base 204 to 2285 and encodes 693 amino acids. The transcript has 16 exons. NCBI's taxonomy places the organism in Eukaryota, Metazoa, Chordata, Actinopteri, Cypriniformes, Cyprinidae. The record is from RefSeq and is a predicted model, not a curated record.
UGACUUUUAUUUUAAAAUCCCCCCUACUGACGCUCACAACCAUUCCGGAAGUGGAAGCUGUUGUCAACGGAAGUAGAUUGAGUGGUAGUCGGUCUCCGUUGAUCGAGUGCACCUUACAAGCCACAUUUAGGGGCGCUGCACUUGCCAGAGGUUCAGGGAUUUCUUCAGCUCUCCACCUUUUGCUUUAGGACAGGCUUCCAGCUAUGUCUGCUGUGGUGGAUCUAAAGACUAAGGAGGAGAAAGACGCAGAGCUGGAUAAAAGAAUUGAAGCUCUACGGAAGAAGAAUGAAGCUUUGGUCAAGAGAUAUCAGGAAAUACAGGAAGAUAAGAAAAAGGCUGAACAGGAGGGGAUCGCUGUGACGACAACUCGCAAACACCGCCCUCAUGAGCCUGAGUCUGAACGGAGAAAGACGGAAAAGGAAAACUUCACAGUGGCAGUUGACUUGUCCAAACUUGCUGGGGAAAAGCGUGUUGUGAAUGACAGGAAACCAGCUGCUCAUCGUGGUGACCAGGGCCCAGAAGAAGAAGAGUCUGGUCAGCUUCAUGGUGAGAGCCCCCCCCACAGAACCGGAUCGGGUCGGAUGAGCAGAGGUGGCCACCGCGGUGGAAGAAGAGAGCCGCGUUCAAACAAAGUCGAAACAUGGUCAGAAAGGCAGCCUCAGGAUGAUGAAGGUGGAGAGGGUCCAGCUCGAAGUGAACGCUCCUCUAGAGGAGGGCGGAGGGGAGGAAGAGGUGGAUCUCAAGGAGGAUCAGGCCCGGACAGGAAAUCAAAGGAGUGGGAGGAAAAAAGAAGACAGAACAUAGAGAAGAUGAAUGAAGAAAUGGAAAAGAUUGCUGAAUAUGAGAGAGGUCAAAGGGCUGAUGGAGAGAAGAAACCCAUCAGAAACUUCCUUGAUGACCCACGGCGUAGUGGGCCCAUACCAGAAAUUGACCGCAAGGAGGGAAGCCGACGACAUGUGCGCAAUUGGGGUGGUGUUGACUUUGACAAUGUGAAGACUGGUGCAGAGGUUGAGAAAGAAUGGACGAAUCGUAGGCCAAGCGGUAAAGGCUCAGUGGAUAUGACUCUGUCCAUGACUGGUCGAGAGAGAGCCGAGUAUCUCAACUGGAAAAAGGAGCGAGAGCAGAUUGACGAAGAACGACUGGCUCGUCACCGUAAUGCCACUGGCCAGUGGAGACGAGAGUGGGAUGCCCAGAAAACAGAUACAAUGUUCAAGGAGGAAUCAGCUGUGGCUGGAGAGGGCACACAAGAACAAAGCAACAGGAGAGCAGCUAGGGGGCGCAAUGCCCAUGUACAGCAACGCAGUGGACCUUCAGAAGACAACAAGAGGCCACCUAAGGCACCAACCAUUGGGGACUUCUUGGGACAGGGCAAACCCAGACAAGGAAGCCGUGGACGAGGGAGGGGUCGCGGUCAAGGCAAAAGCUACAGCAUGCAUGAUAACCGGUGGGAAGGAGAAAAUGAAGAGGAGAAAGGAAGAAAGGAGGAGCAAGAGAAGGAGAAGGAUGAAGAGAAGGUCAAAGAGAAGGAAGAUGAGAACAAGGAUGACAACCUCAAGGCUCCGUUGUCAGUCAAGAAGACUGAUGAAGAAGGCCUUGCUGAAGUGGAUGAUGAUGAGUGGGAGGAUGCUAGUGAUGGUGAAGAGGAAGAUGUGGAAGAGGAUGAAAAAGCAGAUGGCGGGGAAGACUCAAAAGAUGCUAAACCAACAGAAAAGACCCCUAUAUCUCCUGCACCUUCUACUCCCAGCCCAAAAGGACAACGUACCCCAAGACCCAAAGUCCACAUCCCUUCCCCACAGGAGACGCUCCGUACACCAGAGGGACCUAAACCCCUCAGCCCUUUCUCCCCACUGGACAGCCACCAGCCAGUAUCAGACUGGGGUGAAGAAAUGGAGAUGCUUUCUCCCAAGAGCAGUCUGGGUGAGAGCCCUCUGAGGCCCAGCAGCACUGAAAGCAGUCCAGCUCAACCCAAGAGCAACCUGGCUGAACAUAACAUGACAACCACCCCCAGCCAGCCAGAAGAACCAGAAAGCAAAGAAAUUACAUCUGCAGUGGUGGUGUCAGCUUCCUGUGAAACGCUAAAGGAGCCUGUACCAGCUGAAUCUGCCGACACAACCACCUCGAGCAGCCAUGACACAGAAGAUCCCGUAGUGGCGCCCACCCCAGACAGCGCCAACCUGAGCAAGGAAAGCGACGCCCCUAUUGUAGAGCUGGAUCAGAGUCAGCCUGAAACGAAGGUUGUGGAGGAUAUGGCAGUGGAUUCUUCAGAUCAGCCGUCCUCAGGCUGAGGACUAAAUGCAGGUGAACUCGGUGCUUCACAAACUGGAAUAGGAGGUAAGCGGAGGAAAGAGAAGACAUGAGGUGUAAUGGACGACUGUUGACUGUAAAUUAAAGGGGUUGAGGAGGCACCUUUGGAUCCUUUUCAAUGCUUCAUCUCGCUAUAUUGUUUAAUUAUUCCUCAUUGGUUGGGACUCUAUGCUGUUGUGGAGCUAAGCUGCUGUUCUUUUCUUACAUUUACCCUGGGAUUAAUCUGUAAAGCAUGUUAUACUCGAACCAUAAGAAUUUAUAUAUAUUUUUUUUUACAAUGGAGCGGU